Molecule: messenger RNA, 1518 nt
Organism: Zea mays
Lineage: Eukaryota; Viridiplantae; Streptophyta; Magnoliopsida; Poales; Poaceae
Product: catechol-O-methyltransferase
Exons: 2
Coding region: 120-1214 (364 amino acids)
Molecular function (GO): O-methyltransferase activity; protein dimerization activity
Source: RefSeq, marked validated
GUCGCAUCGCACGCCAUCAGCAGCUAGCGCGCUCCUCGAGCCCAGCAGAGAAAGGCCGGCCUACCCACUCUCUCUCUCUCUCUCUCCAGUCUCCACCGGCAGCGCUAAUCGUAAUAGCCAUGGGCUCCACCGCCGGCGACGUGGCCGCGGUGGUGGACGAGGAGGCGUGCAUGUACGCGAUGCAGCUGGCGUCGUCGUCCAUCCUGCCCAUGACGCUGAAGAACGCCAUCGAGCUGGGCCUGCUGGAGGUGCUGCAGAAGGAGGCCGGCGGCGGCAAGGCGGCGCUGGCGCCCGAGGAGGUGGUGGCGCGGAUGCCCGCGGCGCCCGGCGACCCCGCCGCCGCGGCGGCCAUGGUGGACCGCAUGCUCCGCCUGCUCGCCUCCUACGACGUCGUCCGGUGCCAGAUGGAGGACCGGGACGGCCGGUACGAGCGCCGCUACUCCGCCGCGCCCGUCUGCAAGUGGCUCACCCCCAACGAGGACGGCGUGUCCAUGGCCGCCCUCGCGCUCAUGAACCAGGACAAGGUCCUCAUGGAGAGCUGGUACUAUCUCAAGGACGCGGUGCUGGACGGCGGCAUCCCGUUCAACAAGGCGUACGGGAUGACGGCGUUCGAGUACCACGGCACGGACUCGCGCUUCAACCGCGUGUUCAACGAGGGCAUGAAGAACCACUCGGUGAUCAUCACCAAGAAGCUGCUGGACUUCUACACGGGCUUCGAGGGCGUGUCGACGCUGGUGGACGUGGGCGGCGGCGUGGGCGCCACGCUGCACGCCAUCACGUCCCGCCACCCGCACAUCUCCGGGGUCAACUUCGACCUGCCGCACGUCAUCUCCGAGGCGCCGCCGUUCCCCGGCGUGCGCCACGUGGGCGGGGACAUGUUCGCGUCCGUGCCCGCCGGCGACGCCAUCCUCAUGAAGUGGAUCCUCCACGACUGGAGCGACGCGCACUGCGCCACGCUGCUCAAGAACUGCUACGACGCGCUGCCGGAAAAUGGCAAGGUCAUCGUCGUCGAGUGCGUGCUGCCGGUCAACACGGAGGCCACCCCCAAGGCGCAGGGCGUCUUCCACGUCGACAUGAUCAUGCUCGCGCACAACCCCGGCGGCAAGGAGCGGUACGAGCGCGAGUUCCGCGAGCUCGCAAAGGGCGCCGGCUUCUCCGGGUUCAAGGCCACCUACAUCUACGCCAACGCCUGGGCCAUCGAGUUCAUCAAGUGAACCACCGUCGCCGCGAUGAGAUGGCAUGGCUGCCACAUGCUUUGCUUGCUUGGUCCUCGUAUCGUACGUCGCCGUCGUCGUCUUCUUCUGGUUAUUGCGCUGCUACCUCGCUGCUCUCGCGUAUGCAUGUACUUUUGCUUAAUUUUCUUUCUUCAUAUCAUGCACUCUGGCUGGCCUAGACUGCCCCCGAUCCAUGGUGGCCGGUACGUCUUGUCGAGCUCUUGCAUGUCGUGGAUUCUAAAUUCUUCUUCUGCGUCGAAUUGUCUCUGCCAUGUGCGAGUAAUAACAAUCAAGGUUAUACUUA